This is a messenger RNA of Durio zibethinus, 1518 nucleotides long. The record is from RefSeq and is a predicted model, not a curated record. Lineage: Eukaryota; Viridiplantae; Streptophyta; Magnoliopsida; Malvales; Malvaceae.
AUUCAAAAACGUUAACAAAAUCUUUUCCUUUUUCUUUUUAUUUUUUUUUCAAUAUCCUCUCCUUUUUUUUUCUUUUUAAUUCUCAUUCCUCCCAUUUUAUAUUCCCCAUUCUUUUCUAUCAUUUAAUUCAAAGGAGAAAGCUUUAUAUUCGCAACGCUCUUUUCUCGUCUUCUUCUUCUCACCGUUUUUCAUUUUCUCUGCUCUGCUCUGUUUUUUAUGACUGGAUUUAUCAUGUCGAAGAACAUUCUGGUGACCGGUGGAGCCGGUUAUAUUGGGAGCCACACGGUGUUGCAAUUGCUGUUAGGCGGUUACAGAGCGGUGGUCGUUGAUAAUCUGGAUAAUUCGUCGGAGGUUGCUAUCAAAAGAGUCAAAGAACUCGCCGGUGAAUUCGGCCGAAACCUUUCCUUUCACCAGGUGGACCUUCGGGAUAGACCAGCACUCGAAAAACUUUUUGCUGAGACAAAGUUUGAUGCUGUGAUUCACUUUGCUGGACUAAAAGCAGUUGGCGAAAGUGUACAAAAACCAUUGCUCUAUUAUGACAACAAUCUCAUUGGCACAAUCACUCUGUUGGAAGUGAUGACUGCACAUGGAUGUAAAAAGCUUGUAUUUUCAUCAUCUGCCACUGUUUAUGGCUGGCCAAAGGAGGUUCCAUGUACAGAGGAGUUCCCCGUGGCUGCAGUGAAUCCAUAUGGACGAACCAAGCUUUUCAUAGAAAAGAUCUGUCGUGAUAUCCGUGGUUCUGAUUCUGAAUGGAAGAUCAUACUUCUAAGAUAUUUUAAUCCAGUUGGUGCACAUCCUAGUGGCUCCAUAGGUGAGGAUCCCCGGGGUAUUCCAAACAAUCUCAUGCCUUUUGUGCAACAAGUAGCUGUUGGGAGGCGACCAGCAUUGACAGUGUUUGGAAAUGAUUAUUCAACAAAGGAUGGUACUGGGGUACGUGAUUACAUCCAUGUUGUUGAUUUAGCAGAUGGCCACAUUGCUGCACUACGGAAAUUAUCUGAUCCAAAUAUAGGUUGUGAGGUCUACAACUUAGGAACAGGAAAGGGAACAUCGGUUUUGGAGAUGGUUGGUGCAUUUGAAAAGGCAUCCGGGAAGAAAAUCCCUCUUGUAAUGGCUGGACGUCGACCCGGUGAUGCUGAAAUUGUUUAUGCUUCAACGAAGAAGGCAGAGCGUGAAUUGAAUUGGAAGGCAAAAUACAGUAUUGAGGAGAUGUGCAGGGAUCAGUGGAACUGGGCCAGCAAGAACCCGUAUGGAUAUGGGAGUCCUGAUUCAACUCACUGAGUGCCACGAUUCUUAUCAAGACUUUUCUGAGAUUAGGUUUUUCUAACUCUUACUAUUCACAGAUUUUUAGGCGAUUAUCAUUUAGAUGGUGAUGUUACGAUUAUAGAGAAUAAGAGGCAAUUUGUUUAGGUUGCUGGGCUUCAAUUGCUCUGAAGCUUAUGUUGCGCCCAUCAUCGCUAGUAAUUUCCUUUGUGGCUGUAAUCAAAAGCAGUAAAUUGUUUUUUACCCUGUUAAAUGAAC